Messenger RNA from Ctenopharyngodon idella (grass carp), 1523 nucleotides. It is a transcript of the gene tmem237a, whose product is annotated as transmembrane protein 237a. Gene Ontology annotation, biological process: cilium assembly. The transcript has 12 exons. NCBI's taxonomy places the organism in Eukaryota, Metazoa, Chordata, Actinopteri, Cypriniformes, Xenocyprididae. Bases 277 to 1380 code for a protein of 367 amino acids. Gene Ontology annotation, cellular component: ciliary transition zone. The record is from RefSeq and is a predicted model, not a curated record.
UGUAGAUAAGGGGCUUUGUCACAGUGUGUAGGCUAUGUGUGAUUGUCUCAGGGUGUCCUCACUCACUCACCGAUGUAUGCCACACUAAUUCCCUCCUUGGCCGAUGCACGUCUGUGAGUGAGGCUUAAGCCCAGGAUUAGACCGCCUGACGGCACAGCCAAGACUCUCCUCCUCUCACAGCAACAGCUCCUGCACCACGACUCCAGCCAGAGAAGAAUGGGAAGAAAACAAACAUCCUGAUUUUUGGGUCUGUCACGUCAAGACACCAGAGACAAAAUGCCAAGUGUCAAACACAAGAAAAAGAAAAUCAAGAAGGAGAUCAAUGAAGUUGAGGAACCGGAAGCAGGGCCUGAGGCAGCUAUAGAAAUGGAGGGUCUGGAGAGCCGCAGACAGUCUGAAAGCAGAGAGCCGCUGACCCCUGAGCCUCAGGACAAUCCACCACAGAAGAAGAAGAAGAAAAAGAAGGCACAUGCUUUGGAUCCUGAGGGUGAACAGCAAGACCAUCCAAAUGGAGAUGUUCAAGAGCCCCAUACAGAUGCUGAGGAAGUCACCAAAAAAAGCAAGAGAAAAAGGAAGGCUAAGUUGAUGGAAAACCAGACUCAUAACGAGCUAGGUGUGGAGGAAGAUGACAUCAUCACUGAUGUGCACGCACCGAUAUCUCAGCGCUCCCUAUUCUCCGCCCCUCUGGGUCACAGUCAUCCUAUCGGAAAAGUGUUUGUCGAAAAGAACCGCCGCUUCCAGGCGACUGAUCGUUUGGACCAUCUGGAGGAGUACAUGGAGGUCAGACCCAUAUGGAAUACUCGAGAUGUCGCCAUGAGGGUCCACAGCGGCUUCAGGAUCAUUGGACUCUUCUCUCAUGGAUUUCUGGCUGGAUAUGCAGUGUGGAAUAUCAUUGUUGUGUAUGUGUUAGCUGGAGAGCAGAUGACCACACUACCCAACCUUCUCCAGCAGUACCACAGUCUGGCUUACCCAGCACAGUCUCUGCUCUACCUCCUGCUGGCCAUCAGCACCGUGUCUGCCUUCGACAGGGUGAAUCUGGCCAAAGCCUCUAUGGCUCUACGAGGAUUUCUUACUCUUGAUCCAGCGGCUCUUGCUUCCUUCUUAUACUUUGCUGCUCUCAUUUUGUCUCUGAGCCAGCAGAUGACCAGUGAUCGUAUACAUCUCUACCCCACGGCCAAUGAAACACUUUGGCCCCCAGGUUCAGAGCAUCAGAUUCUACAGCCCUGGAUCGUGGUAAACCUGGUCGUAGCUCUUCUGGUUGGACUGGCCUGGGUGUUUGUUGCUACACGACCAGACAUGGACUACACUGAAGAGUUUUUAAUGGCAAUGGAGGUGGAGGAGUAUCCACGUCAUGAUGACAAAACUGAGCUGGCAGCCUGAGACACUGAUACAUGACUUUCUUUAUCAAUGAUCAGAAAUUAACAAUGAAUAGUGUUUUGUGUUAACUGUUUUGGCCAUACUUUAUUGUUGAGUUUGUUAUAUAGAUAAUAACUGUGUAAACAUAAAUAAAAAUUUUUUUUUAA